AUGAGUGAACCUACUGAUACGCCAGUGGCAGCUAUCGCAUCGCUCGCCAAUCCCGCGGGAGCCAAUAACUUUCUCAUAUGGUACAACGACAGCACGACAGCACAGCUUCUGGCUCUGACGAAUGCCUAUGUUGGUUUCGGUGAUGGCGGUUCGGCCAUCGAGCAUAAGCCUCACGACCUUGAACUCAACUUUGGGCCGGCGGAUGUCCCGUCUGGUAACAUCCUGGCCACGUCGGCACUGACUGCCGCCGUACACCACGGCACGCUCAACGUUUAUGGUGUCUUGGCUGCAAAGCAAGGUGGUUCACUUGUUUGCAGACUCAGCCCUGGCUUCCUUCUACUCAAUGUCGGCUCCCCUCCGCUCGCCAGCGCCUUCAGCAUCGCCGCAUGCAGUGACCUAAACAACAAUGGCGUGCUGUUCUUCCUAGGAGAUAAAGGAAACGGGAACGUCCGUCUCUACAGCCUCGAGCUACCAGGCGUGGUCCCAUCCCCCUCACAAGUUUCGCUCUCUCUUAUCUUUAAUGCAGCGAGCUAUCUGGGCGCUGCAUACGGUACUCUGCCAAAUACGACCCCCCAGGCUUUCGCUGUCGUCCAGGACAGCGAUGGAGCACUGCACUUGACAUCUGCCGAUGGCAACAUUCAGAAACAAGUCAACGGCGGGAAGAAAGCGCUGAUGAACACCCCGAUUGCCGCACUCUUCAUCGACAAGCGACUCGUCGUCUACUGGUUCGACCCCGUAGGAUCUAGCGGCACAACUGACGGCUCACCGCUUAUGCGCGCAACCCUUCGCGGGCCGGGCGACGAUUUCACUGUCAAGACGCUGACGGCCGCUCCCACGCCCAAUGGCUAUACACAGCUGACGGCCUUUGUCAAUCCAGCCUCAGUCUCUGUCGGCGGCGGUUCGGGUACUGCGCUCAUCACAUACGUGCAGAAUAGUAGUAACACGCUAACUACUUAUCCCGAUCACCUUGAGUCCAAUGACUAA
Fusarium tjaetaba is the source of this 984-nucleotide messenger RNA. RefSeq lists its product as uncharacterized. Lineage: Eukaryota; Fungi; Ascomycota; Sordariomycetes; Hypocreales; Nectriaceae. The record is from RefSeq and is a predicted model, not a curated record. The transcript has 4 exons. The coding region runs from base 1 to 984 and encodes 327 amino acids.